UCACGUGACGCCGAGCGCUCGCUCAAAAAUCUCAGCGACAUUCAGGCGACACUCGGGCGCGCAUCAUCAUCAUCAUCGCUCGUGGUAAACCGGCGGCGGAGGCGGAGGCGGCACGCGAGCUUUCGUCCACCUUUCGAGCGAAACAUCCGGGUGUCGCGCGCGUCCGCGCUCGCGUAAUGCGCAGUCGCGGCGCUGCAGCCGUUCCGGCGAUUUGAGGAGGUGGUAGUGGUGAAGGAGGAGGGCGGAGAGACCGGAGGGACCGGAGAGACCGGAGAGUGCCAGAGACACCGAGACGCAGCGGGACGUUGAUUUUGGGCAAAGCUUCAUACACUUGGAAGCACUGGAAGAAAAAAAAAAUAAGAGAAAAGAAAGGGGAGAAAAAAAAACCGCGCAUCCUGGUUCGCAUGCAGGCUGAAGACAUGGACGCGGAGGAGACGGUGGACACGCGCGUCCUGAGAUGCCAUAAAUAAGAACAGCGAUGCGAGCUCGAGCGGCUUCCCCUCCUUCCCACCUCCCCCAUCUCUCCCCCUGAACCGUUGAUAUCUCGUCUCAGGUGCCUGGUCCUUCUUGACGCAGUGUGUGUGCGCGCGAGCGCGCGCGCGGGUGCGUGUGUGUUUGCGGGUGCGUGUGUGCAUUUGCGCGCGUGUGUGUGUGUGCGCGCGCGCUUGAACUCGGGAGGGGGGUGAAGGUGGAGGAAAGCGGAAAUGAAGAAGUUUAAUAUUCGAAAGGUGCUGGACGGCUUGACGGCGGUUUCCUCACCUUCUGCGUUGUCGCAUUUGGGGCCAGGGGCCAAGGAGAACGACUUCAUCCUGCCGGAGACGCUCCAGUCCGAGCACUUCCAGCUCUGCAAGACUGUUCGCCAUGGGUUUCCAUACCAGCCAUCUUCCAUGGCCUUUGACCCGGUCCAGAAAAUACUUGCCAUCGGGACCCAGAGCGGAGACUUGCGGUUAUUCGGUCGUCCCGGUGUGGAAUGUUACUCUCAGCAUGAGAGCGGAGCAGCCGUCAUCCAGCUACAGUUCCUCAUCAACGAAGGGGCGUUAGUGAGCGCUUUAGCUGACGACAGCAUUCACUUAUGGAACCUCCGUCAGAAGAGACCAGCCGUGCUGCACUCGCUCAAGUUCAACCGGGAGAGGAUAACGUUUUGUCACCUGCCUUUCCAAAGUAAGUGGUUGUACGUCGGCACAGAACGAGGAAACAUCCACAUCGUAAAUGUGGAGUCCUUCACGCUCUCAGGAUACACCAUCAUGUGGAACAAAGCCAUUGAACUGUCCUCCAAGGCCCACCCUGGUCCUGUAGUCCAUAUAAGUGAUAAUCCCAUGGAUGAAGGCAAGCUCAUAAUAGGAUUCGAGUCUGGCAUCGUGGUGCUGUGGGACUUGAAGUCGAAGAAGGCCGACUACCGCUAUACUUAUGACGAGGCGAUCCAUUCUGUGGCCUGGCACCAUGAAGGGAAGCAGUUCAUCUGCAGUCACUCAGACGGCACACUGACCAUAUGGAAUAUAAAGUCCCCAGCCAAGCCUGUACAGACAAUCACCCCACAUGGAAAACAGCCCAAGGAUGGAAAGAAGCCAGAGCCAUGUAAACCCAUUCUCAAAGUAGAGUACAAGACAACAAGGGCAGGAGAUCCCUUUAUGAUCCUGUCCGGUGGUCUAUCGUACGACACUGUGGGUCGGCGGCCAUGUUUGACUGUUAUGCAUGGGAAGAGCACGGCAGUGCUGGAGAUGGAUUAUCCUAUCGUAGACUUCCUCACGCUGUGUGAAACGCCAUAUCCUAACGAUUUUCAGGAACCUUAUGCUGUAGUGGCCCUUCUAGAAAAGGAUUUAGUUGUUAUUGACCUCGCACAAAAUGGUUAUCCCAUCUUCGAAAACCCUUACCCCAUGACGAUUCACGAGUCUCCAGUGACGUGUUGCGAAUACGUGGCCGACUGUCCCGUGGACCUCGUUCCUGCACUUUAUUCGGUCGGCUCACGCCAGAAACGUCAGGGCUACAGCAAAAAGGAGUGGCCUAUAAGUGGUGGAAACUGGGGCCAGGGCACUCAAAGCUAUCCAGAAAUCAUAAUAACUGGGCACGCUGAUGGUUCUGUGAAGUUUUGGGAUGCCUCUGCAAUAAUGCUCCAGGUUUUGUAUAAGCUGAAGACGGUGAAGGUGUUUGAGAAGGUUCGUGGUAAGGAGGAGAAGACCUACACUGAGAUCGUAGACGAGGAUCCUUUCGCUAUCCAGCUCAUGGCCUGGUGUCCAGACAGCCGGAUGCUGUGCGUCGCUGGAGUGUCUGCUCACGUCGUCAUCUACAGGUUCAGCAAACAGGAGGUCAUGACUGAGGUCAUACAGCUCUUGGAGGUCCGAUUGCAGUACGACUCGAACGACCUCGAGUCACCGGAAGGGGAUCAGACGCCGGCUCUUCUGACUCCGAACACGUCGCCGAGUCCUCAGAACGCCGCGCCGCACACACACACCUCCACCAGCAGCAACUCGUCAGAUGGCAUGAGAGAUAACGUACCCUGUCUCAAGGUACGCAGCAGUCCUCUGAAACAGUUUCCUGGAUAUCAGGUUGAGUUGGUGGUGCAGUUGGUUUGGGUCAGCGGAGAGCCGCCGCAGCAGAUCAGCAGUCUGGCCAUCAACUCUUCAUACGGCAUCGUGGUCUUUGGCAAUACUAAUGGCCUGGUUGUGGUAGAUUACCUCCAGAAGGCUGUUCUGCUGAACCUGAGCACCAUAGACCUGUACGGCUCCAGCGACCCGUACCAGAGACAGCCACGGUCGCCCCGCAAGAGCAGGCAGCUGUCCGGAGGGCUUUGUGACAUUAACGAAGGCUCAGCCACGAGUGAGGAUCGCUGCAAAUCGCCCACCUCAGUGUUGACGUCUAACCAUCAGCAAUUCUACAACGGCGCCGGUAGAGGAGCAAAGAUGUCGCGGAAAUUGAGCUUGCCUACUGAGCUAAAGCCAGACUUGGUCUUACUCUCCGUAUGUCCUCCACGAGGCGGCGGUCCGCUAGACACCAGGGACAACUCGUUUAGCCGUUCUCGCAGCUCCAGCGUGACCAGCAUCGACAAGGAGGCACGGGAAGCCAUCACAUCAUUCUACUUCUCCCAGACGUACACACGCAAAACGGACAGCUCUCUGAGCCCUGCCCUGUGGGUGGGCACCUCACUGGGUUCCGUCCUUGCUAUCAACAUAAACAUGCCUCCACCGGGAGAGCAACGCCUGCUGCAGCCGGUCAUCGUCUCCCCCAGUGGUACGUCUAUUAGACUUAAAGGAAGCAUCACCCGGCUGGCCUUCCUGGAUGGUUCAGGCACUCUGCUUUCGCCUCCCUCUGAGCUGUGGUAUGAGGCAACCGCUGACAGCGAGGAGAGGGAGAAGGCAAGGAGGAGGAGGCCGGUGUCCGUGUCGCCCUCGACCACCUCACAGGACUUGAGUGAGAACCAGUACAUGGUGGUGUGCUCAGAGAAACAGGCCAAAGUGAUUUCGUUGCCUUCCCAAACCUGCAUCUUCAAGCACAACAUCACCGAGACGUCGUUUGUGCUGAGGGCAGACGUGGUGCAAGCUGGCCCGGGAAUCUGUGUGGCUUGCUUCUGUGCUAAUGGACACAUCAUGACCCUCAGCUUGCCAGGGCUCAGACCAUUACUGGAUGUUAACUACCUGCCUCUCACAGACAUGAGGAUAGCCAGGACGUUCUGCUUUACCAACCUGGGCCAGGCCAUGUACCUGACCUCCCCUACCGAGAUCCAGAGGAUAACCUACAGCCAGGAGGUCUGCGAGAACUUGCAGGAGAUGCUUAGCGAGCUCUUCACUCCCGUCGAGACACCAGAGGCUCCAAACAGGGGAUUCUUUAAAGGCCUUUUUGGAGGAGGGGCACAGUCACUGGAUCGAGCAGAACUCUUUGGGGAGUCUGGGGCAGGUAAGCCAUCCCGGAGUCUUGCCCAACACAUCCCUGGACCAGGGGGCAUCGAGGGCAUGAAGGGAGCAGCAGCGGGCAUCGUGGGCGACCUGGCUCGUGCAAGGAUAGCGCUGGAUGAAAGGGGGCAAAAACUAAGCGAGGCGGAAGAGCGGACGGCAGCCAUGAUGGCUAGCGCAGACUCGUUUACCAAGCAUGCCCAUGAGAUGAUGCUAAAGUGUAAGGAUAAGAAGUGGUACCAGUUCUAAUCAGCACACCAGCCAGUUACACGAAGGGACUCGACUGACUUCCUUGGGGGGGGGCAUCAUCGGUUCCCUCAUCCUUCCCUCCGUCUUGUCCUCCAUCUAUUUUCUUCUGGACGGGAUUUGUCUUUAUAUUCUGGCACAAUGUUAAAUUUACAGUGUGUGGACCUCAUUUCUGCUGUUGGAAUCAGUGUGUGUGUGUGUAUGCCAAUGUUUGUCUUUUUUUUUAUUUAGCAUUUGUCUAGUUAUUAUUGCCCCACCCCCUUUGAAAGCCUUGGAAUUCAUUUCCUCAUAUACUCGUGCUGUGGUUUCUUCCUUCCUGAAGAAAACCAGAAGCUAAAACUAAACAUUUAAUGUGGAAAAAAAUCUGUUGGAAAAAAAAAUACAAAAAGGAAAAAUUCUAUAAAUAUAAAUCCGAUAUAAGUCUCUAUAUAAAAACUUUAAAAAAUAAGUGUGUUCAUUCGGACAACGAGGGGAGCACGCAUCUGGAGGAUGGGGGAGGGUGGAGGUUUGAGAAGCAGUCGUUCACAGGAAGUGAUGUCACUGUCAUGGAAGAGACGGACCUGAUGACCCUGAGAGUUAGCCUUACUUUUUGCCUUUUUUUUUUUUUUUUUUUUUACGUACUACUUUUUUUUUUAUAAUUGAUCAAUAAUUUUAUUUCAUUUAACAAAAAACGAAAAAUUAUUUAGCCUUUAAUUUUAAUAUUAAUAAUAAUAAUAAUAAUAAUAAUAAUAAUCCAGACCUGUUUGAGUUUUUUUUUAUUGAACAUUUUUUAUUGAUAUAUUGAUUGGAAUUAGUUCGACGUUUCUCAGCACAAUAACGUUUUUCAUGAAGGUUUUUCAUUUUUUGACAAACGAUAAACUAGGACGGCGUUUUAGUGCCACGUAAAAAAAAUUGAAUUAAAAUAACGAGACAUGAUUACGAGUCAAAAUAUUCUGAGAAUAAAGUUGAAAUUCCGAGAAUAAUAAUGGACUUUUUUCUCGCAUAGCUACGAUUUUAUUCUUGUAAUUUCAACUUUAUUUUCAUAAUUUUGACUUUUUUUCUCAAAAUAUUACGACUUUAUUUUCAUAUUGUUACAACUUUAUUCUUGUAAUUUCAACUUUUACUUUUUUUCUUAAAAUAUUCAGACUAUAUUCUUGUAUUCCGUCGACUUUAUUCUCAGAAUUCUGACUUUAUUCUCAUACUGCUACGACUUGAUUUGUAUAAUUUCUUGUAAUUUUGACUUUUUUCUCAAAAUAUUACGACUUUAAUCCCAUGUGCUGCAAUUUUAUUCUUGUAAUUUCGACUUUAAAGUCGUAGUAGUACGAAAUUUAUAUAUAUUUUUUUCAACGUGGCACUAAAACGCCGUCGUGAUAAACCUAAUCGAUUGAAUAAAAAAAAUAAUAAAAAAAGAUUUUUUCAGAUGGUACUUUGAUGGGAGCCGGGCUGGAUGGAGAAUUUCAAAAUCUUCGUUGAGAUGUUUAUCGUAUAUCAUUUAAUAGGCAUCAGGUGACUCUUUUUCAGAGUGAAUAAUCCUUUUAUAUAUUAAUCAUUAUAUGUUAUUUUAAUUUUAAUUUUCAGCAAUUGCACUCUGUAUAAUUUUUUAUCUCAAUUAGUAUUGAAUUUUUUUUUUUUUUCUUUUUGAGAAAGAAAAAAAGACGAGCACUUAAACUACAUUAAAUGUUGAUAUCGCAGGUCUGAGUGUUAGGGAAAAAAAAAAUUCAAGAUAUCAGUCAACCAGGCAUACGUGUACACACACUUCCUGUUCAGGAGGUUUAUAAGGUGCUGGAAUUAAACCAGUUACACUUUUUUUUUUUUUUUUUGCACCAAAUCCUUCCAUCCGAUUCCUUGAUCUUUUCUCAUCAGGGUCACAGAACGAAUCUAUAAUGUGAGUAAUAAAGCCAUAUUAGCUCGAAUUUUUUAUUUCUUUUUUUUGGGGGGGGGGGGUAUUCAUUGAAAAAAAGAAAGAAACAAACAAAGAAAAGCAAUCCGAUCUCCGCUGUAAUUUGCAGUCUGAUCUUAACUAUAUAGAGUCUAAUCUAAUGAUCGAUCAUACGCAAAGGACAUUGCUGCUAUAUACGUUUGUAAAUACAUAAAUACACAUACAGUAUAUACAAGAUUUCGUUGGGGUUUUUUUUGGUUUUGUUGUCAAGUCUGGAGGAUCUCUUCUCGUCUCUCCGUCUCGUCUCGUGUCUCGUCUCGUCUCGUCUCGUCUCAUGUCUUGUCUCGCUCUUCCCAAGUUUCGCCAUUAUGUAAAUAAUUGAAAGUCUGACAAUCUGGGACCACAAAUCAUAGAGCGAGAGAGGAUGAAAAUCGGUGUCACUCAACCUGUACUUCAUAUGUGAAAUGCCAAAGAUUUACUUUUAUUUCAUUUUCAGUUUUUUUUUUGUGGUUCUGAUCUGAUGUCGUCAUUUUUUUUUUUUUUGAGCAUCCCAAUCCACAUUUACCCUCAUACAAUGAGCUCCACUCUUCUGGGAAGAUGUUCCACUAGAUUUUCUGGAGAUUUGUGAGAUUUUAUUCAGCCACAAGGGCGUUAGGAAAGCCAGGUACUAGUGUUUAAAGGGUUUGAGCUCUAUAGCAAACAAGCCACUCAAGAUCUUCCACGUACGUCAAUCAUAUCUUCAUGGAGCUGCGCACUUUGUGUCCUGCUGGAACAGGUUUUGGGUCUCCUAGUUCAAGUGAUGGGACAAUUUCUGGAUGUGCUACCAAAUCCUGAGGCAUCCUAUAGUAUAUGGUGUGCCUCCAGUUUUGUGGGAACAUUUUGGCAAAGAAGCACAUGUGGCUGGAAACGUCUGGUUUCUCUAAUACUUUUGGUCCAUCUAGUGUAAUGUAUUGGUAAAUUGUACAGUAUUUGAUGCCAUGUUGUUUGUGGGAUUCUUGUGCAUUUGUGUAUAGUUUAUGGUACCAUUAACAUGUCCUUUGCAAUCUUUUUUGUUUUGUUUGUACACCUCAUUCAUUAAUUAUUUAUUGAUUUUUUUAUUUUACUUUUUUUAAGUUGUGUCUUUAAGGAAACUGUUUGUUUAAGAGAUAAUUGUGUGUAUAUGUUCCAGUUUGAUGAAAAAAAACAAAAAGAUGAUGGGAAACCAUUGUGUAUAAUCUGCUGAUAUUAUUUCAAGACUUCGCAAAAGAACAAUUGACCUUUUUCCAAGAAAAGAAAAAAAAAGUUCGACGAAGUCGGCAUUAUUAUGGAUUGGCAGAAUUUGGGAACCUUGCUACAGGUUCCCACUAUCAUUGUGUUUCAAAAUGUUCAGUAACAGUACGUGCAGUGUGUGAGCCACUCUCAGGCACUCUUACCCUCUAAAGCCUUUUUUUCCUCAGGCUGCACCUCCAUCACUCCAUCGCUUCGCUUUCCCUGAUUCUGUCCGGUGUCGAUUGUUUGCCCUUGAGAAAAAAAUCUGCUAAAAGAAAAACAAAAAGUCUGAUAUACUUCCUGUGUUCUUCCUCAUUUUUUUUUACCCCAAAACUCAUUAUAUCUUAAAAAUAGUAAACUUCUGUUCUGAAGUAGAUCUUCUUCUUCUCGCGAUCUCGCCGUCCCUCGUCCUUGAUAUAAUCGCAGUAAUCGUUGGAUUGCAGUAUUUUUCUCAUCGUAGCCAUUUUUCUUGUACAGUUUUAUGCAAACUUCACAUGGAUGUCUGUGAAUAUCUGCUGCCACAACAACAAAAAAAAGAGUUAGAAUUUCUGUAGAUAGAAAUUACUGUGCAAUGGAGAUAAAUAAAAACGAAUUCAACCCA
Messenger RNA from Silurus meridionalis, 7837 nucleotides. It is a transcript of the gene stxbp5a, whose product is annotated as syntaxin binding protein 5a (tomosyn). Gene Ontology annotation, molecular function: myosin II binding; GTPase activator activity; syntaxin binding. Gene Ontology annotation, biological process: regulation of protein secretion; regulation of exocytosis. NCBI's taxonomy places the organism in Eukaryota, Metazoa, Chordata, Actinopteri, Siluriformes, Siluridae. The record is from RefSeq and is a predicted model, not a curated record. Gene Ontology annotation, cellular component: cytoplasm; plasma membrane; SNARE complex. Bases 705 to 4133 code for a protein of 1142 amino acids. The transcript has 27 exons.